AUGACUUCGCAUGACCCAUUAGACCUGUUUCGGGCUUCUUUAACCUCUUCCACGACACCUGUACUCCUCACAUCCGCAUCAGAGCCGUCACCGACAAUUCCGCUCGCAGCAUACAUAUCAUUCCCUCAACCUUCUGGUGAACCCAUCAACAUCCCCAAAGAUGCCCCGACGCGGUAUACAGCCCGUGCCGACACUCGCACAGAGUUUUACAACAUUGGACAAAUAUGGCUAGCUUGGACUGAACGUGAGAGUGGGGUUAGAGAGUAUCUCGCAAAGGGUCAAGCGAGCGGUGUGGGUUAUGUAGGUAUCGCCGAUCGAAGAGCUGUGGUGGAAUAUCUUCAAGGGGGACAUGGGGGUAAUCGAAUCAUCAAAGUCGGAGAUGAAGUUUCUGCCGAAGGAGUUUCAUCUGCUUUAGAUUUGUCAGAAGCUGGACCUUCAAGACCUGCUGUACCAGCCAAGAGAAAGUACGAAGUGGACAUUACGGAUCGAGAGUUUUGUCGCAAAUUAAGAUCUCAAGAGGUGGAGUUGAGAGAUCGGAAUAGUGUUCUGCGAGCUACAGCGGGAGGGAAAAUCAACAACUUUGAAAGCUUCCUCAAAUCUGUCAUGUCGGAGAAGAUAAGAACUCUGAGAAAAUCACUGGAAACAGGUGGUAAAGCUCAACCUAGCACUCAACAAUCUCAAACCACUUAUGGUAGGCUCACUCCGUCUAAAAAGCAAAGAUCUUCAAACCCUAUCAUCAUCAUCUCAUCUUCACCUACCUCGCUCGUCACCAUGUGGAACGUGAAGAAGUUUUUGGAACAAGGAGUGUUCGAACCCUCCGAAGUUGCCAGAGCGAAUGAAGCUCAACAAGGUAACACCCGAGCGGAAGAUAUGGUACCCGUACUUCGUAAACGUUCCACUCCACAGGGUCAGUCCUCUAUACCAUAUACCAUAUGUCACAAAUAUUACGUGGUAGAUGGUGUGGAGGCAUUACAGAAGUUUGGACAAGAUGCUUGGGACCGAGUGGUAUGCGUCUUGACGACUGGUCAAGCGUGGCAGUUCAAACCUUACAAAUGGCAAGAUCCAAAGGUUUUAUUCCGACAUGUCAAAGGUGUCUAUUUUCAAUGGAGUAACGAACCGAUCAAUCCAACGGUAAGAGAUUGGAAUGUGACUGAAAUGAGGAUCGAUAGGAAUAAACGACAUAUAGAUCGACAGGUCGUUGCUGAAUUUUGGCGCGUGUUGGACGAAGCAAAGAAACGUUGA
Messenger RNA from Tremella mesenterica DSM 1558, 1242 nucleotides. RefSeq lists its product as uncharacterized. The record is from RefSeq and is a predicted model, not a curated record. The transcript has 9 exons. Lineage: Eukaryota; Fungi; Basidiomycota; Tremellomycetes; Tremellales; Tremellaceae. Bases 1 to 1242 code for a protein of 413 amino acids. Gene Ontology annotation, molecular function: RNA polymerase II complex binding. Gene Ontology annotation, biological process: transcription elongation by RNA polymerase II; positive regulation of transcription elongation by RNA polymerase II. Gene Ontology annotation, cellular component: Cdc73/Paf1 complex.